This is a messenger RNA of Bombina bombina (fire-bellied toad), 9532 nucleotides long. RefSeq names its product protein mono-ADP-ribosyltransferase PARP14. Gene Ontology annotation, cellular component: cytoplasm; nucleus. Gene Ontology annotation, molecular function: RNA binding; transcription corepressor activity; NAD+ poly-ADP-ribosyltransferase activity. Lineage: Eukaryota; Metazoa; Chordata; Amphibia; Anura; Bombinatoridae. Gene Ontology annotation, biological process: negative regulation of gene expression. The transcript is spliced from 17 exons. The record is from RefSeq and is a predicted model, not a curated record. The coding region runs from base 130 to 5529 and encodes 1799 amino acids.
CAUAACAGGACGUUUAUUGUAAGGCUUCUUAAGAACAAGCUCAUAUUCAGAUCAGAGGCAAAACUAAAGGCAUUUCUUUAAACCUGAAACAUAGAGCUGAACCCUUCACUGUGUGUUUCACCUAUUAGGAUGACUGACAUCAGCACAUACCAGUUCCCUGUUAUUGUGAAGUGGGAUUUGGGGACCGAAAAAUUAAUUGAACUGAAGAACAAGCUGAUAGUUUACUUCCAGAGCAAAAAGAAAUCUGGUGGAGGAGAAUGUGUACUCGGUAGCACAGACUGCAGCCAGGGCUUCAUCAUCAUACACUACAAAGAUGUUUCAGUGCGGGACCAAGUUCUGCAACAACAAACACAUGAGCUGCAAUUACCAGGUGGACAGAAAUUAACACUGGGUGUCACUUUGCCUGGAAGUGAAGAUCUGAAAGACAAAACCCCCUCAGAAGAGCAGGUGACAUCUGCUGGUUCUCAAAUAAAGCCCAGUCUGCAAGAUAAAGAUUCUAAAAACACAGAACCUGUUGCAGAGGUCCUUAAAACCUUGCAUGUUUUAAUUGAAAAUGUCCAUGAAACCUGUACACUUGAGAUGCUAAACGAUCUGUUGGAAAGUGUCAGUAAUUUGCGUGAGAACCAAGAUUUCUAUGUAGAAAUGAUUCCUGAGAUCAGUUCUGCUGUUGUCACAUUCACAUGUCCUAAUGAUAUCUCGUCUUUAAUCAAAAACAUUUCAAGCAACUCUAGUUUGAAGGACCUGAAUCUCAUAGCUAAGCCUUUAGAACAGACAAAAAGCAUUAGGGUGGAGAAUUUGCCACCCAACACAUUAGAAGAUUAUCUUAUUAUCUACUUUGAGAGCCCAAAGCAUGGAGGUGGCCAAGUCCAGGAGGUUGAGCUGAUACCUGAAGAGGAUGCGGCUAUCGUUAGUUUUUGUGAUAAAGAAGUUCUAAAGUCUCUGCUGGAAAUGCAGCACUUGUUUGGAAAGAAGUCUAUAUCUGUGUACCCGUUCUAUCCAUCACUGGGUGUGGCACUGUAUGGGAAGAAUAUACCAUGUGUUGAAAUACCUGGGCCUCUUGAAUUCCCAAUGAGUCCAUACAUAUUACAGUUUAUCCUGAAAGAUGAAGCUAUAAAAAAGAGCAUAAAUGAAAAGAUGGCUGAUCAAUACUGUGAUAUCAAAUGGCCUGAAGCCGGCAGCCAAAACCCAGUGAUUAAGCUUUUUGUUUCUAGCAACAGAACCGCACAUCAUAGGACAAUGGCAAAAACUGCCAAUACAUGGAGAAAUCAGGUUUCCACAGAGCUCUCUUUAAUUAUCUCCAAAUUCACAGCCUGUGAAUUCAAUGUCAACACAUCAGUUUGGGAAGAAAUUAAAGACAAUGUGUACAAGUCCAUUUGUGAAACUGUCAUGAUCAAAGCUGACAUUAAUAAAGAAAAAGUUUUCCUAGUAGGUUUUUCAAAGGAUGUAAGUAAGGCAGAGCCCAUAUUCAAGAAACGAAUUGACGAUAUAACUAGACAGAUGGAAAGAAAACAUAAAAGCACACAAAUAACUGUGCCUCUGGCCCCAGCAUUAUAUAAACUGAUGCAGAAAAAUGGAUUAGAGAGCAACAUAUUGAUGGAAUCUCCAGAUUUGCAAAUCAGUUAUGAGGUAUCAGCACAGAGGGUUGUACUAAAUGGACUCAAAAUAGAAGUAAUAGCUGCUAAGUGUGAAAUUCUAAGCAAAAUACAAGAGUUGAAAUCAAAAAACAUUCACAUAGACCCUCAAAUAAGACAAUAUCUGGAAUUAGCUGAUAAUGAUGAAAUGUCUUGUCUACUUCUCCUUCAUCAUAAUAUAAAUGCGAUAUUUCAGAUUGACGGUGAUGUUGUUACACUUACUGGUCUCACUUCUAAGGAUCUGUCACAAGCAGAAGAGCAAAUGCGUAAGGCAAUAGUUCAUAAAUAUGUUUCUGUUGAAGACAAACAGUUAAUCCAAAGUGCGGAAUGGAAAAGCCUUACAACUCGUAUACAGGAAAAAUUAAAUUCUGAAAUGUUAACUGUUCUGAUCGUGGAGGCUGAAAAUCAAGUGGUUAUAGCAGGUCUUACUUCCACAGUAGAAGAAGCCUACCAGCUACUGUAUGAUUUUAUGGAGAAAAACACUCCAGUACAGAAGGAAAUCUCAACCAAAUCUACAGCUAUAAUGCAGUUUUGUAAGGAAGAAAAUGAGGUUUUGCAGGAAAUACAAAAAAAGAUAACAUUGUUAACAAAGAAGAAAUCUUUUGUACUUAGUGGCCCAAAGCAGUAUGUACGUGAAGCAGCUGCCCAGAUAGAAAAUGCUUUGUCCUUGCUACAUUUCGAUGUUCUGCACAUUAAUAAACCUGGUGCUAAGAAAUUCUUUAUAGAAAAUGAAGAUAUGUAUGUUACCACAGUUAAAAACAAAUUUAAUUGUUUUGUAAAUUUGCUGAAGGAUGGAGAAGAUGACUUAAUUGAUGAAGUGAGUCUUGCUGAACCUGUCUUCCAGGUAACACUGCCUGAAGUGGUUAUUGCAGUUUAUAAAGGUGAUCUGACCCGUCACUGUGUUGAUGUUUUGAUAAAUGCUGCAAAUGAAGAUCUGCAGCACAUUGGAGGACUGGCAUUGUCUCUGUUGAAUGCUGCAGGUCCCAAAUUACAAACUGAUUGUGAUCAAAUUAUUAAACAAAUGGGAAAAAUACAAGUUGGGCAUUCGGUAAUAACUGAUGCUGGCAAUCUACCAUGCAAGCAGGUUAUACAUACAGUUGGACCUAGAUUUAAUUCACAGUCAAAAUGUCAACGUCUACUGAGGAAUGCUAUAGAGUCAAGCUUAGAACUUGCUGCAGAGAAUGGUCAUAGCUCCAUUGGAAUCCCAGCUGUUAGUUCAGGAAUCUUUGGCUUCCCUGAGGACUUAUGUGUGCAUACAAUCGUGGAAUCUGUCCAGCAGUUUGUGGAUCGUCAAGAAAAAAACAGCAUUAAAAGGAUUCAUUUUGUGGAUACUAGUGAUACGAUAAUUCAAUGCUUCAUUAAUGUUUUAAAAGCUAAGUUUGGAGAUCAAAAUUGUGAAGCCUCUGCAAAACAUAGCACUAAAGGAAGGGAUGAAAUACAAAGGCCAUCUGUAGACACGGGAAAAAGUAGAGAAAAGUGUAAAAUGGUCACAACUAAAGAAGGUGUUAUCAUACAAAUUAUCCAAGGAAACAUUCAAGACCCAAACACUGAUGUCAUUGUAAACAGUGUUGGAAAGGACCUUGAUCUGGACAGUGGAGCAGCUUCAAGAGCUCUUUAUCAGAAAGCUGGUAAAAGACUACAACAACUCCUAAAUGAAGCAAGCAAAGGUUCCCAAGUGGAUGAAGGCAGUGUGUAUGUAACAGAGGGGUGUGCCCUGUCCUGUCACAAGGUUAUUCAUUUUGUAACUCCACACUGGGACAAUGGAAAAGGUGCUUCUGAGAAGAUGCUAAGGCAGAUGUUAGAUAACUGCCUGGCAAUAACAGAGAAUUCAAAUAUGAAAUCUGUAAGUUUUCCUGCAAUUGGAACUGGACGUCUUGGUUACCCACCUACAGUGAUUGCUAGUUUAAUGUUUGAUGAGAUUCUCAACUUCAGCAGCAAGAAUAAGAUCCAGCAUCUUCAGGAGGUCAUCCUUGUACUCCAUCCAAAUGAUGUGGAUGUUCUCAAGGCAUUUUCUGAUGAGCUUGAGAAUCGAAUUGAAGCAAAAGCAGGUGAUCCCAGUAAUCCGACCAAAGCAAGUUAUGAAAAAGCUUUCUUUGGAAAUGUAACAACGUCAACAUUGGGAGUUCAUGAAAUGAGGAUUGGAUCCAUUAUUUACCAAGUUCAGACUGGUGAUAUAACAAAAGAAAACACAGACAUCAUUGUAAAUUCAUCAAAUGCCAAUUUUACACUCAAAUCAGGAGUCUCAAAGGCAAUUCUAGAGGCUGCUGGGCAGGGAGUGGAAAAUGAAAGUGCUCAACUAGGGUCCAAGACUAACAAUGGCUACAUUGUCACAAAAAGUGGAAAUCUACCCUGUAAGCAUAUUCUUCAUGUUUGUGGAAGGAACAAACCAGACCACAUAAAACAAUGUAUCCCUGUUUAUCUGCAAGAAUGUGAGAAGCUCCAGGCCACAUCUGUUGCCCUUCCAGCCUUUGGAACAGGUGGAGGUGGUAUCCCUUCUGCUGCUGUGGCUGAUGCCAUGUUAGAUGGGAUUGUGGAUUACGCCAGAUCCAAAUCGUCCCCUACAUUAAAGACAGUGAAAGUUGUUAUUUUUCAGCCGCAAAUGUUAAAUGACUUCUACACAAGUAUGAAAAAGAAGGAGGAAAUGGACCCGCCCAAGCAAGAAUCAUGGUUUAGUAGAUUGACAUCUGACUUAUUUGAUUAUUUCAAAAGAAACCCUAAGUCAGAAGAAGAACUUAAAGUAUUUGAAUUGAAUGAAAACAUUGAGCCCGCUAUUUUCCACAUCUGCGGUGAAAACAAUGAUAGUGUGAAGAAGGCUUCAUCUUGGCUCAGUGAUCUUAUAAUAAAAGACCAGCAGGAGAACAAAAUCACAGAUGACUGGAUUAGGGAUUUUAAAGAGCAGGAGCAUCAGAAGUUAACAGAUCUUCAGAAGAAAUUUCAAGUCUUAAUUUCUUUUGAUUCUCCCAAUUGUACUAUCACAGUUUCAGGUCUUACCAGAGAUGUUUUCAAAGUAUCCAAUAAAAUUCAAGAAAUGACUAAGGAAAUAAGAGAUAAGAAAACCGAGGAGCGAGAAGCAGAACUCUGUAAUAACUUGGUGGAGUGGCGAUAUCAUAAAGGCUCACAAUUUGGGUCCUUUAAUGCAUCUAAGAACUGGGAACUGGAAAAAGCCAUGAAGGAAAAUAGGCAAAGUGUUCAUAUUGACAUUUUAGGUGUAAAACACACUGUUAAUAUGGAACUGAAAACUGCCUUUGAUUCAAGUGGUAAUUCAGUUACUAUUGAACGAAUCCUUAAACAUGGGCACUCCUCUGAAUUACCCGCAAAUUGGGAACAAAUGAAUAAUGAUCUACUGAAGAUAGUGCAACUGAAUCCUGGAAUGCAAGAAUACACAGAUGUCCAGAACAAGUUUGUAAAGACGUGCAAUUUGAGAAUACUUAAGAUCGAGAGAAUACAAAACCAACCACUCUGGUUGAACUACCAGAUUAAGAAGAAGAGCAUUGAUACCAAGAAUGGAAACACAAACAACGAGCAGCAGCUUUUCCAUGGGACGGCUCCUGAUACAGUAAAAAAUGUCAACCGCAACGGAUUCAAUCGCAGUUAUGCUGGGUUGAAUGCUGCAGCUAUUGGAAAUGGAACAUAUUUUGCCGUAAAUGCUAAUUAUUCUGCACAUGACACCUACUCCAGGCCUGAUCAAACAGGACAGAAAUACAUGUAUCUUACCCGGGUACUCACAGGGGUAACGACUCAAGGGCGAAGCGGAAUGGUUGCACCUCCAGCCAAGAAUCCAAAUGAUCCUACAGACCUGUAUGACAGUGUAACAGAUAAUACUGCACAGCCAUCUAUGUUUGUGAUAUUCAAUGACAUCCAGGCUUACCCCGAGUAUCUAAUCACCUUCUCAAGAUAGAUCGGAAUUUGGUGGCGCUAUACAAAUAAAUGAUAAUAAUAAUAAUAAUCUCUUCUUAUCUAAUCACCUUGGUCUAGAUUACAAGUGGAGCACAAUCAGUAGCACGGGGGUGUUAAUUUUUGUGCAAGCUUGUGCAAAGAAUAACACACAAUCUAGUAUUACAAGCGGGGAUUUAAAUAUUUUACCCUAACUUCUUAAUGUGGCUGAAAAGUUUUUAGCGCAACCCAUGUUUUUAAUGUAUACAGCAUGGAGCUUCAAAGGACAUGAAACCCAAACAUGUAUUUCAUGAAUCAGGUAGAACAUAUCAUUUUAAACAACUUUCCAAUUUACUUCUAUUAUUUAAUUUGCUUCCUUCUCUUGUUAUCCUUUGUUGAAAGGUUUAUCUAGGAGUAGCAAAACACCUAGGUUCUAUCUGCUUAUUGGUGGCUGCAUUUAUAUACCGAUUGUCAUUGGCUCACCCAUGUGUUCAGUUAGAAACCAGAAGUGCAUUGCUGCUAAUUUAACAAAUGAUACCAAGAGAAUGAAGCAAAUUUGAUAAUAGAAGUAAAUUGGAAAGUUUUUUUCAAUUAUAUGUUCUACCUAAAUCAUGAAAGAAAAAUUUUAGGUUUCAUGUCCCUUUAAUCCAAAAUACCAAUGUAAAAUGUAGCACUUUUUACAACCUGAAGUAAACCAUUAUUAUUAAUAGAAUUUCACAGAACUUCAUGAAGAAUUUAACUACUUCACCAUCAGCUUAGCACACCCUCGGGUUGGCACUCGAUUGAUAUCCAACAUGAAUUUUACUGUAAGACCCCAUAGAAGUCUAUUUUGUAAGGAAAUUAUAGCACCCACGCUAUACAAAUUACAGAUGUUAUGCGGCCUAGACACUAUCACUUAUAUGCUAAACAAUAGAAGCGCUAUUCAUUAUGCUACUAUUUUUGCGUUCCACUUGUAAUUUAGCCGUUUAUCUUUUAUUGGAAUAUUGUUUCAUAGGUGUAGUCUGUUAAGGUUAUUGUAAUUAAAAUUAUAUUAACAGUACUUUAAUAACAUUAUUAACAAGUAUCUGUUAAGAUGCUAAUUUAAUUUUGUUUAUGUCAAAUUAUUGUCAUUAUUGCAGGUGAUUUAAAGGGACAUGAAACCCCAAAUUUUUCUUUCACGAUUCAGAUAGAGAUUACAAUUUUUUUUUUUUUUAAUUCUUUAUUUUAUUCCAACAAAGCAAGAUAAUUAUAAGUGCAAAAAAGAAAUAGAUUUAACAAUUUGUUAAAUGGCACAAGAAAAUAAAUAAAAAGCUUGUUAUACAUGUCAUAUCAUAUCAUUUUACUAGAUUCUUGUACUAACAUUUUCAAACUUAACGGUAGUACAACCAAAAUUUAUUAUUAAUGUUAAGAUUAAUUUUGAUUUUUAACCUCGUUAUAUGCUUUGUUGUUUUUUUCUUAAUUAAUAAAAAAAGAACAAGAGAAAGAUAUUACUUAGAUUUUUACCAGUUUGUUUUGUAUUAUAAUAUAUUGGACCUGUGGUUGAAGAGGAAAAAAAAAAAAAAAAAAAAAAAAAAAAUUACCAUAAAUUUAAAAGAACAAUUUCAGUAUUCCGAAAUGGGUAUAUUAUCUUAUCUAUUUCACCCGUAGGGAGCGAUUUAAUAAAUUUUGACCAUUUUUGAAAAAAUCUCUUUAUUUCAGAUUCUAUAUUUAGAUCUGUUGCUAGUUGCUCAACCAAGCAUUGUUUUUUGAGAUAAUUCUUAAGUUCUACUAUUGAUGGUAUUGUGCUAUUCUUCCAUUCUUUAAAUAUCAGAUUUCUGGAUGCGAGGAUAACUAAAUUUAUAAUUGCUAUUUCUUUUAAGUCUGAGUUCUUAUCCUUUAAGAAGAUAAUAUCUAUGUCUGAAAACCUGAAAGAGGUUAUUUUCAAGGCUUUCUCUAUCCAGAAUUCGACUUUAAGCCAAAAUUGAUAAAUUUUAGGGCAGGACCAUAUCAUAUGUAUUAUAUCGGCAGCAGGUAGCCUACACUUGGGGCAUUUAUUAAAGUUUAAGUUGUGCCAUCUAUAACCUUUGUCUGGAGUAUAAUAAGCUAAGUAUAUUAAUCUGAUAUGGGAUUCCCUCCAGGUCUCUGAGAUAGUAGCCUUAUGAAGCAGGGCUAAGGAACGUAUUACUUGAUGCUCUAGGCCAUGUUCGUACAUAAGAAGAUUCAGCCAUUUAUGCGCUAUAUACGCAAUAUUUUUUUCUCCCUCAUAGCUGAGCAAGAGAUUAUACCAAGAAGAGAUAGAUGUUAGUCCUGCUCUGAUUAAGACCGACCAAUUUUCCAGCUUACCCCAUGACCAACUCUGCGAAAAUUUACUGAUUAGUUGAAACGUGUAGUGUCUAGCUUGGAGAUAAGUGAAAAAAUCACGAUUAUCCAAGUUAUACUCUUGUUUCAACUCUUCAAAAGCUUUUAUAUUUUCUGUCUCUGAAUUAAUGAGUUGACUUACAUAGUAUAUCCCAUGUUGCUUCCAUUUUAGUAAUAAUGGUGACUGUAAGCCUUCCUGAAAUUCUGGGUUUCCUAUGAAUGUUUGAUAUUUUGGAAUAUUUGUAUUAACUCCAACUUUUUUCCCAAUUUUAUUCCAGGCCUGAAUGAUCGUAUAAAUUGUUUUAAUUUUUCUCACUUGUUUAGGUAUUAACUGGGAGGGAAGAUGUAAAAGAGAUGUUGGUAUAAAAGGAAAGAUCAUAUUUAAUUCCAGUUCGUUAUCUGUAAAAUGAUCUGCUGCUGAUAUCCAGUCUGCAGCUAUGCGUCCUAGCAUGACUAAAUUGUAUAAAUGUAUAUCAGAGAGGGCCAUACCUGCAAAUUGCCUAGGUAGAGUUAAUUUCUGAAGCGAGAUUCUAGGCUUUUUAGACUGCCAUAUAAAACGUCUAAGAUUAUAGUUAUAGAGAUUACAAUUUUAAACAACUUUCCAAUUAACUUCUAUUAUUUAAUUUGCUUCCUUCUCUUGUUAUCCUUUGCUUAAAUGUUUAUCUAGGCAAGCUCAGGAGCAGCAGAGAAACUAGGUUCUAGCUGUUGAUUGGUGGCUGCAUAUAUAUAUAUAUAUCAAUUGUGAUUGACUCACACAUGUGCUCAGUUAGAAACCAUUAGUGCAUUGCUGCUCCUUCAACAAAUUAUACCAAGAUAAUGAAACAAAUUAGAUAAUAGAAGUAAAUUAGAAAGUUGUUUUAAAUUAUAUUCUCUAUCUGAAUCAUGAAAUAAAUAAUUUGGGUUUCAUGUCCCUUUAUUAUGCUUCCGGUAUAAUGUGUUAUAUAAUUUAUAAAACCAUUUUUUUAUAAUUGUGGUUAUUUUUUUUUAAUAUCUGCUAAAUUCUUUAUGAUAUAUUUAUUAUUUGUCAUAAUAUAGCUUUGCAAAUUUUAAACUCAUUAAACACAGCAAAUUCCUUUACUGAAUAUUAAAGGGCACUAUUUAAACAUGUUGUUAAAAUUAUUAUUUGCAUGAAAGGAUUUAAAGUGAAAGUCUAUUGAAACAAAUAAAGGGGACUUUCAUUCAUGAAGUAUAAGAUACUUCAUGUAGAAAGCUGCUUUAUUUGAUUCAAUCGAUCGCCGCUCUUAGCUGCUACAGCAGCCCACGGCUAAAAAAAAUGUGGCUAAGAGGUGACGUUUUCACCUCUUGGCCAAUAGCCGUGCGGUAAAUCCGGCUCCCAUGGGCGCCAAGCCGGAUUUACCGCACGGCUAUUGGCUAAGAGGUGAAAACGUGGGCUGCUGUUCAAACGGCGAUCGAUUGAAUCAAAUAAAGGAGCUUUCUACAUGAAGUAUCUUAUGCUUCAUGAAUGAAACGCCCCUUUAUUUGUUUCAAUAGUAAAUCCUAGCGUUUGUAAAACGUUAGGAUUUACUUUCACUUUAAAAUAGCUUAUUUUUAUUUUGAAUUCAACAGGAAAGCACUAAAUGACCCAUGGGAUAGGAGCUCGCUGGCUGAAAAGUAUUAGAACAAAAACAGUUUGAUUGUUUAGCAGAUGUAUAUGAAUAAACUGAAAGACAUAAUAAAAUACCCUCUUUUAAAGGGAAGUUUAACGGGUAUAA